Messenger RNA from Boleophthalmus pectinirostris (great blue-spotted mudskipper), 5167 nucleotides. RefSeq names its product axin 1 (gene axin1). The coding region runs from base 227 to 2611 and encodes 794 amino acids. Lineage: Eukaryota; Metazoa; Chordata; Actinopteri; Gobiiformes; Gobiidae. The transcript has 12 exons. Gene Ontology annotation, biological process: negative regulation of canonical Wnt signaling pathway. The record is from RefSeq and is a predicted model, not a curated record.
CAGCAGACACAGCCAUGGAGAGGUGGAGAGCGGUCUGAUUUUCUUUGUUAUUUUUAAAGUGUCGCCGCUCUAUGGAACUAUGUCGCUAUUCGCCUUGACUUGCGCGUCUUCAAGGCAUCAAGGAUACUCCCACGGGUGCGUCUUUGCUGUGGCCUAAGUGGUGGAGAGGAGCAUAUCUUUGUGCCUAGGUGGCGCUGUGGGGACGCGGGUGUUGGAUGCUGUGACUAUGAGCAUCAUCCCCUCCUUCUCAGUGGACCUUGGAGGUAGCUUCACUGAGGACGCCCCCAGACCCCCCGUCCCAGGAGAGGAGGGGGAGCUGGUGUGGAACGAUGGCAGACAACAGAGCAACCCCAUUUUUUCCUCCAAAAACGAGAGCCUUAAAUGUGACGCCUCUGUGGCCACUCCCCGGCGCCCAGACCUCGAUUUGGGCUAUGAACCGGAAGGCAGUGCCUCGCCAACACCACCUUACCUGAAGUGGGCGGAGUCUCUGCACUCCCUCCUGGACGACGAAGACGGGAUCAAUCUGUUUCGAAUGUUUCUGAGGCAGGAGGAGUGUGCGGACAUGUUGGAUUUUUGGUUUGCGUGCAGCGGCUUCCGUAAACUUGAAACUAGCGAGGAUUAUGAAGAAAAGAAAGUGAAAACAGCUAAAGUAAUUUAUAAGAAAUACAUAUUAGACAACAGUGGGAUAGUCUCCAGGCAGAUUAAACCAGCCACUAAGUCCUUUAUCAAAGACUGUGUUCUGAAACAUCACAUUGACCCUGCCAUGUUUGACCAGGCCCAAACAGAGAUCCAAGCAAUGAUCGAAGAAAACACAUAUCCCUUAUUCCUCAAAUCGGACUUAUACUUAGAGUACACACGAACUGGCGGAGAAAGCCCAAAGCCAACCAGCGACCAAAACUCUCUAAUAGAUGUGAUAGAGACACCGCAUGUUGCCAGACCGCAGGAUGGGAAGGAGAGCAGGCCUCCUCCAUCAUGUCCAGAGCCAGUGAACCUGUGCUUUGUGAACCCUGCUCAGGCUCCUGUCACCAGCGCCAACGACAGCGAGCAGCAGAGUUUGUCCAGUGAUGCAGAUACGCUCUCACUCACCGACAGCAGUCUAGAUGGAGUGCCGCCCUACAGAUACAGAAAGCAGCAUCGACGAGAGAUUGUGGAUAGUGUCAAAGCCAAUGGUCGCGUGCCACUUCCUCACAUCCCACGCCCAAAUCGGAUUCUUAAGGAUAUCCACGUGGAUCCGGAGCGGUUUGCGGCAGAACUCAUCAGCAAACUGGAGGGAGUUCUGAAGGAGAGAGAGGCAGAGGAGAGGCUGGGCGAGUGGCUCCAGAGGGUUGGAUUGGAGGAAGAUGGAGAUGAAGCAAACCCAGUCACUUCCAUACCUGGUUAUAGGCCUCCCCCUGGUGGUCACUUGCACAGUUACAACCCUCACUGCACAGACAUCUACACUGGUCCUUUCCUCAGAGACGCUCACGAGGAGAAUCCAGAGUCGAUCCUGGAUGACCACGUGCAGCGCGUCAUGAAGAGCCCCGGGGGACCGUCUCCAGGCAACAGGCACUCGCCCACAUCCCGCUCCCCAGACGGCCUCCCCUCAGUUGGCAGACACAUGGGCUCAGCAGGGUGCAGUGUGCAGGGUAAACAUGCACAGAGACACACAGGGAAGCAUCACCUCCAUCACGGUUCCAGUGGGAAGCCUCGAGAGCAGCUGGAGGCCGAGGCCAGAGUUCACCUCCACUGGGGCGCGGACGGCCAUUAUGGAUCCAGACCCCGCACCUGUGCGGACACUAUGGGAUACAGCACUAACCAGGAGAACACAGGCUACAGUGGCAGAGGAGGCCCGUGUAAAAGAGGAUGUAAGAGGAGUGAGGAGGUGCGUCCAUACGAGUCUCCAGGCCUGGUGGAGGAUGUGGAGAAGAACCAGAAGAUCCUGCUCUGGUUAAUGGACGGACAGAAAGAGGUGGUGCGGCACAAAAGGAGUCCAUACGGGAGCAUGACAGGUUGUAAAAAGGCCACAGGGCAUGAGGGACUACAUCUGUGCUCAAAGGACCGCUCCGGCGCAGGACAUCCAACCCGAAACAACAUCCAACCAUCCCACCCAUUCAUCCAGGACCCCACCAUGCCCCCCAACCCCGCCCCCAACCCUCUCACCCAGCUGGAGGAGGUGUGCCGGCGACUCGAGGAGGAGAACAUCAAGAGUGGAGCAGUGCAGCCCAAGCAAAGGUAUGUGAUGGAGGUGAUCCAAAGGGGGCGCUCUGCAGUCCGGCCAACACAAUGUCCUCCUGUGAAUGUGGUACCAGCUGUUUCAGACAGUGAGCUUUCUGAGUCUGAACACAGAGCCAGUAAAAAGCAGCCGGGUGAUAAAAUGACAGUGGCGUAUUACUUGUGCGAGGAGCCCAUCCCGUAUACGACCAGCGUGGAGCGAGGCCGGGUCGUGACGCUCGGACAGUUCAAGGAGCUGCUCACAAAGAAAGGAAACUACAGGUACUAUUUCAAGAAGGUCAGUGAUGAGUUCGACUGUGGAGUGGUGUUUGAAGAGGUGCGUGAAGAUGAUGCGGUUUUGCCCAUUUUUGAAGAAAAGAUCAUCGGGAAAGUGGAGAAGAUUUACUCAAGUGUGAGUUGAUAAGAGGAGGACUGUGUGUGGAGCUGUGGAAACAGGAAGUGCUGAGAUGAAUGCAACAGCAGGUGAUUAAACGGCAUCAUUAAAAGACUUUUUAAGUGCAAAAGAAUUGUACAGUUUAGUAGUCAAACUAAAAGAGCUACUUAUUUUUGUAUGAAGGGUGUGUUCUUUCUAAGAAUCUCUUUGUAUGUGUAUUGUUACCAGAUGUGUACAGAUUGUGUUAAAAGAAGCAAAUUUUAUAUCUAUUUAAAUAUUUCAGUGUUUUGUUUUUUUAUUAUUAUGAUUUAAAAGCAGGAUUGUUUCCCUUGCUGAAGAUGAGCUCUAGGGCUGUUUAUGUAACAGCCUCAUGAACUCAGUUGUAGCUUUCCAAACUACAUUUACCACUACUUACGUUGUGGCUUCAAGCCAACUGCACUUACGUCAUAACCACUGUAUCCUUUAGUUUUUGUUUUUGCGAUACAGCUGUCUAGUGUAGAGAUAGACCAAUAUACUGGUUGGCCAAUAGACUGGACUGAUAUUUUUCUUGUAGAGGAUAUCAGGUAUCGACGUUAAGCCUCCAGCAUAGGCCCAUAUUUAGUUUGGGGGAACCACCAGAAUAAAUUAAACAAAAAUGUGUGUUAAAGCAAGGGGAUGCUGCAUUGAAUGUGGAAUUCUUAAGCUUUGUGUUUGUAGAACAGAUACUAAUUUCUUAUCAUAUAAUUGUGAGAAAAUGACUCGUAGUUAACAGCACUAAAAUAUUUGCAGCACUUAUUGACCAUUCCUCUGAAUACUAAAAAUAGGUCCUGGGAUCAGCAAUAAAAACAUAUUGGUCUAGUCUAAAGUCCAAUUAUCUCUUAAUUUUACACAUUAAUUUAUAUAAAUAUUCCCACUUUACUGUAACUGAGUUUGCAUCUUUCAUCUUUAAAUUUGUUGCUGUAAUCACAAAUAUUCUUUAAAUUUGGUAACAUGUACAUUUUCUGGUGUAAAUUUAAAUUUUGGUAUCUAAUUUAACAUUUUGCCUUUAGCACUAAGAAACACUGAAAUGCUAAUACUUGAAGGGAAGUGCCCGAUCGCUUAGCUUCCACAUCUUUGAGAUGUAAUGAGGGCUUUUCUGAAAUGUGACAAUCAUGUUUACAGUUCAUUCAAGUGUAUUACCUGGCCCUUAAUGAUCUAUUGUUCACAGUGAAACAUCCUCUGUAUCUUAGCUCUGUAUGAGCGAUAGUUUGGCCCUCACUGUAUCAAUGAGCAAUCUGUAGUGCUUUAUAUCAAUUCUUUUAUGUGUGGGGUGUAUAAAAACUAAAAUAAUCAAUUGUAAUGUUGAUUUGGUCACAUUUCCACGGGAGCCCAGUGCACCAUCUUGAUUUGUUUUUGUUGUUUUGUUGAGUUUUUGAUACACUGAUAUGUUUGGUUGGUCAGUAGGAAAAUUAUCAUUUAGAAAUUGCCAUGAACAUGUGAGACCAGAAGCUUCAAUAUGGAAUAUACUGAGACAUCUAUGCUGUCUUGCUAGGGUAUCUAGGAGUUGACCAGUUACCAAAGAUAUGAAAGCUCUGUAAAAUUUGAAUUACCAUUAUGGAGGAAUAUUAUUUUGUUUCUACCAUUAAUAAGCGAUCAGAAAGAGAUGAACGGUGAAUAUAACUAAACCAGGACGUACAUCAAAAUUUAGGUACAUUCUGUAACUUUUCUGGUGGUGGGUAGAGCUGCUUAAUGGCAGAGUAAUGAAAUAUCCAUAGAAACAAGCAGGUGUCAGACCCUCCACCAGAACAGUUACGCAGUGCACCUUUAACCAGGGUUAAAUCCUAACAGAACCAUGAUUUUGGCAGUAAACAAUUCUCAAUACCAUUACAUUGUGAUUUUGUUAGCUCAUAUUACAUUUAUAAUUACAUUCAUUUUCCAUGAAUUAGACAGGUUGAUGUUUAAUGUGAAAUGCAUAAAGUAAGUAUGAGUAGUAUUUUAUUUUGUGAGGCAAAAUAAAGCUCAGUAAUGCACUUAUAAAAUGGAGGAAUGCUGUUUCAACAUUAAAAAUAUAUAUUAGCAUAACACAGAUCAACAUCCAAGUCAACAGGCCAUACUGAAGACAUUCAAGGCUGCAGUCAUUUCUCUGUGGGGACAUUGUGCUUCAAUAGCCCCAGUGAUUAUAGCCUGUUGCACAACUGGACCUUGGACAUUUUCUUCUCUAUUCAGACUGAGCACCUUUUAAAGAUCUAUUUAUUUACAUUGUUUAUUGAUUACGUUGACAUCUAUAAAUUUAAUAUAUUGUAAUGUUACUUUAUUUAUCUUGUCAAAUAUGAAUGUUUUGCAUCAUUUUUCUGCAGAAGCCCUCAGUUGUUAAAGGUUGUGUUGUGUAUAAACAAGAGUGCCUUUAUUACUGUGUUCAUGACAUUUUUGAACAUAUUAACAAAGUCUAGCCUUACAUCGCUACUCUGCUUUUACGUGUUUUGUUUAAAUCUCUUCCAUGUUUUAUGUAAAUAUGUAAAACUUGAAUUGUCAUCAACCAGCACAUUCAAAAACUGGACCUGAUUCAGCCGACAAACUAGCAUGGCUACCACUGAAAGGUACUGGACAAUAAAUACAUGCAAUAAA